CGGCCUGCUUCAGUAACUUCGAUACCUUCGAGCGAGUGAGUCACGUCCGAUCUCGAACCCGUCCGCCUAUCGAGACGCGCCAAAAUAUUUCUAUCCACGAUUAUUUCGUGUUAAUUUUCGUCGAUAUUCUAUCGUGUCGUUAAUAAUGUCGUGAUUCGUUUGUCCACGAUGAGAAGAAGACAGAUUGGCUUAUUGCGUUUUACAUAAUGUAAUAAACGUAUACUGGAAUGGUGUAUAACCUGUUUGUAAACACGACAGACGCGUGACCCAACGACUUAAAAUUCUCGUAUAUUCUACGCCGAACAUAAAAUUGAAUAUUCGUCGCGAAGAGUGAGUGAAUUUCGACGCAAUUAUAUACGAUACGCAAUUAUUAUAUUUGCGAAAUUUCGACGAUAGUGGCGUCUGUGGCGUCUGUCCAAACAUCGACAAUCGAACUUUCAAAUCGAUCGCUGAUUGGUUAUAUCGAACGAGCGAUUUUUCCAUGUAGUGUCGUUCGUCUGAUUUUAUUCUUCGGUCGCAUUCGUUCGUUCCAUUGUUUCCAAAGCUGUUUUGUGCGUUCCAAAGCUUCCACUAUGAAGGUGAUUUACUUCUUCACGAUUCUCUGGACGCUAGCUGUUUCUACGUUCUGCGAACCAGUGAACGAACCUCCGAAAUUGACGAUUCUAAAGUGUUGUCGACACAUGGAGGAGUUGGAGAAAGAAUUGGACAAUGACAUGGACGCCAAGUCUCGUUGCGUACCGACUCAGUUCGAUUGGAAACCUGUCAUCUAUUCGCCUUCCAAACAAAAGAUGUUGGCUACUCCGCCAGAAGAAUGGAAUAUCGUCGAAGGAAAGAAGCCAGAUUGCAAAGACAAUUCGGUGUUAACCUAUGUGCCGUACAGACACACGAAUCCAUUCGUGAUCAUGGACGAUGGUCGCGUGCUUCCCGACAUACACGUGAACGACACAUUCGAACCUAACGAAUACUGCGCCGAUUCUAAUGCCUUGCUUGUGUGUAUGAAAAAUAAAAUGAACGGCAGUCAUGCGGCUAAUACGAUGAGGCCACGAGUUAGACAAUGCUGUGGAGAAAAUGCGGCUUUCUACGAAGAAAUACAUUCGUGCGCCCAUCUGAAGGAAGCGGCGAACCCAACACCAUUACUGCCGAAUGCGUCCGCCUCUGUUGACAUAGUGCCAGGUUUCCCAACGUGUCCUCGUUCCGACAAUUUUACGAUUUUGGGAGAUGCGAAGGAUGCCGUGUUAUUGCCGGAUGGAGGCCUGAAAAUCGACGGAGUCACCUUACCCAGUGGCAAGUUCUGCGUCGAGAGGAUCAAGGAACUGAAUCACGUGUCCAAGGUCUUCGCUUGCUCCGAGAACGCAUCGCAAAGGCCUAUAAUGCAAGCGGCCGACAUCAGGUUCACCUUGUACCCCGUGGGCUUCAUCAUUAGCGUGGUCUUCCUGGCAGCCACGUUGGCCGCCGGUUGGCUGCUGCCAGCCUCUCAUCAUGUUCUGCAUUGGCGCUGCCAGACCCAUCAUGUCACCUGCCUGAUGCUCGGUGAUCUUCUCAUGGCCAUCAUUCAACUCGCCGGAGACUCCCUUCACGGUGUAAGCUGUAAAGCGCUCGCAAUCAUGGCUCACUUCUUCUUCCUCGCCGCGUUCUUCUGGUUGAACACGAUGUGCUUCAACAUCUGGUGGACGUUCAGGGAUCUGAGACCGGCGAGCUUGGAGAAAGGCCAAGAGACCCUCCGACUACGAGUGUACGCCUGCUACGCGUGGGGUGGCCCCCUUCUGGUCGCCGGUUUGGCCGCCCUUCUCGAUCAUCUUCCGCCCCAACCUCAGUACACGUUCCUCAGGCCCCGUUUCGGCGUGAAACAAUGCUGGUUCUAUGAUGACAUGGCGAUCUUGGCAUACUUCUUCGGCCCCAUCGGCUUCUUGCUCGCUGUCAAUCUUCUGUUUUUCGCAGCAACCGCCCGCGAGCUAACGUGCGGUCUAUGGAAAGGCGAAUUCGUGAAAAGCACCACGGAACGAGCCGCAUUAGGCCGCGUGUGCAUGAAGCUGGUGGUCGUGAUGGGCGUCACCUGGGUGGCCGACGUCGUCUCGUGGGCGGUCGGUGGCCCUCAAUACAUCUGGUACUUCACCGACAUGAUAAACGCGUUCCAGGGAGUGCUAAUCUUCGCGGUGGUUGGCUGCCAGCCCCAGGUCCGCGCCGCGUUGAAGAGGAUCUGCAACAGGAACCCGAGGACGAACGCCGGAAGGCAGGGAAACGGGCUGAGCACUACCAGUCACGGGAUGCCCAGCAUGGGCGACAGCGUCAUUCAGAAUCCGAGCACGAAGACCGCCCCGCUGGAGACCAUCUGCUAAGCGACUCCCUCCGACCGGUGGCAGCGUUCACCUCCGCUUCGGAGAUGGCCGCACCAUCGUUUAGUCGACGAGCGCGGAAUUCGGUGGACAGGAAGCGGCGCCUGCUCGAGACGCCUUGCGAGGGGGAAGUUUGGAUCCCUCGAAACACGUUAAACAGACGCGGAAGUUGAUUGAGCGGAAGAACAUUGUAUACGAAGCGAUCAGCGCGCGAAACGUCCCAUUGAUAGAUCGGUACCAAGAAGCAGGGAGGAUUAAUCUAUCAGAUUCGGAAUUAAACCCGUCGUAAAACAGAGGAGGAUAGUCCUCGAUUGAUUUAUUCCGAGUAUCGGUCAAAAGAAAACGCUGGUUUCCUCUUCUCUCUAAAUAAUUUCCAAUAACGUUAACAUGUAACGCGUUACAGAUAUAUUGAGAAAAGAGGGAAAAAAUAUUGUCGAAAGAAGUGAAAAGCAGUGUUGAUCGAUAACGCGUAUUCCCUCCUCAAAGUCACUUCGAAAGGGGACAGAAGUUGAUGUUAAAGGUUCGACGACCUCGAGGCCUUGAACUUGAAAAAACAGCCGGACUUCCUCGACCGCUUCUCGACACGACGACACCCGUUCCACGAGGAUUGUCUGGCCGCGAAGUAGGCUUCCUCCAUUCGCGUUCUUAAACUUCUUCUCUUCUCUCCUUCUCUCUUUCCUCUUCGAGGUCGUCAACCUCGGCGAUACACGAUCGCGAAGAAGCACGCGUGUGACGCCGGCCGUGGUGGUCGGUCGGCCGCGCGUUGCGCGUCCCCCGUGGGCCAGGUGGAAAGCGGCCAUAACGCGCGACCACCGUCACUUUGAAUAGUUCAUUGUCGCGACGGGGAGCAGCACAAUGGAGAGCGGAGGAAACAACGCGACAAAUAUUCAUAGAGAAGACCCGUCCCGGUUCGAGUUACCUCUCGAGGGAGAACCGCGUUCCUCGCUACUUACGCCCCCACCUUUCGCUCGCGUCAGAUCGUCUGCCUAGAUGUCGUCGCGAUUUGCACUUUGAAUCCAUCUUCUUUCGUCGAUUUCGUCUUCUUGUUCCAAUCAAGUGAAUCUGACGCGAGAGUCCGUUGUCCGAACGAUAAUUGUACAACUUUCAUAUUUGUCACAUCAUUCGAUUAGAAACGUUGGUCGCGAUAUUAAUAUUCGUUCAAUUUUUUUCUUUUUUAUUAUUGAUGUGUACGUAACGUCUCCUUGUUUUUUCGAUUGAAAAAGAAUCGAGUUACAGAAUCGUUCACGCCAUUGAUAAAAUCGGCCAAUAUUCGUUUUUAAUCGAGAAAAAGAAAGAAAGAGGAUGGGAAAAGGAGGCUGCAAACUGAAUUGCGAAAAACGAGAACGAUUUAUCAUAGAUUACACAAUGAUUUAUCAUAUGUGUACGAUCAAGUGCCGAUUAUACGCGCAGAUGAGCCGAGUUAACGAGAUGAUGUGCGGCCGAUACGAGACGCCCUGUUUCGAUAUUAAUAAGUGGCGCCAGCCAAGUGCAACGAGAUCGACCGCGAUUACGGUCGAAUUUUUGUUCCCCUCGCGACAAUAAGGGAUCAUCGAUAUUAAUAUAGCUCAUCGAUCGAAAGGAGUCGGUUCGCUUCGCUUUGGUUUUACGCGACGCGACUCGGUGCAUUUCUGCAGAGGACGUGACGUCGAUGAUUUUGGAAAAAUUCAACAAUGAUCAACAGUCGUGAGAAAAUUGAAAAUUUUGAGCGAACGAGGUCGAUCGUGAAAUUGAACGUGGAUGGCCUUGACCCGUGUUUGCAACCACGGUGCGUGGAGAAAGGACGAACGAUGAAUUCCGUACUUUCUUCUAAGGCUCGCCCCCGCUUCGUUAUUCAUCGAGCGUGCCUGGAGCCACGAGCGAUCGCUCUUCAAUUUCCUUUAGCAUAAAUUUGCAUUGGCAUCGCGGCCCGUUACCAUCGCAGCCUCGCCAUUUAAUUCGCGUUGAAUUCGAAGUCUUAUGAAACGUCGUUCAUUUCGGUCGCACGUCAGUUUCUUCGAUUAAACUCUUCCGAUUGUUUCCUUUCUUUCUUUUUUUUUGUAUCCAAAAAUCAUUCAGAGAUUUACUCUCGUCGACUGUUUGUAUCCUCCUUUUAUAUCCUCACAUUUAUCUCGACGACGGACUACGAAAGGAACUCGAAGGAAAGUAUUCUCACUGCCACAGAAUUCAAUAUUUCAACGAGAAGAACUCGAAGCAACGGAUUGUUUUUCAAAUCGAGUUGCGGAAAAAUUUUGAUAAACGUUUACAAAAUAAAACUCGUCGAUUGUAAGCACGACGAACAUGUUGGUUCGUUCUGCUUGAAACAGAAACGAUAUAUAUUCUUUUUUUAUACUUUGAUACCGCAUGGACAUGAUUUUAUAUAGAUGAUACUUAAUACGGGGAUUAUCGAUUGAAUUUGAAUGAUCAAUGCCAAUGAGCAUUUCUUUCUUUCUUUUUUUUUUUUUUUAAGUACGGAUUAGUCACGCUUUCACGAAGUCAAAACGUAGGUAGGUCAGGGCAUAAUGGACGACAACUCGUGACAAUACACAUUAGGAAUUCAAUGCCUUCUGAAAUGCCUUCCAAACAUGGUGUUCAACGUGCCGAAUUGUAUACAAUGGAGAAACAAGCGGAGACCGUAUCCUUCUCUCGGUUCUCCUCCUCUCAUCGCGUGUACGACGCGAGAUUGCUAUUUCUCCACGCGAUUUCCGGCGUAACUUCCGAUGACAUUCCUCCACAGAUUCAUUCAACUUGUGAUCACGAAUUAAUUAAUUACGCCUGCUAUUCUAUGCGCGAGGCAUCGAUUCAUAAUACGAUAGAACUUGAUUUAUACGAAUUCAUAUAUGACAAUAUGUCUGUCCAUUAUUUAUAUUAUUUUUAAGUUUUUUAGUAUUCGAAUAUCUAGAGUUUAAGCGUUCACUCAAUUGUAGCUUAUUUCUUCGAAUUAUACAGUAGUUGUACUAUAGUCCGUUUUAUUUUAUAAUCUACGUAUAAUCUUCUUCUUUUAAUCUUUUCCUUUAAGAACAUCGAUUAUAUUCUUUAUUAUUCUCGAAAAGCAAUACGAAUGUCAUGGGAAAUCGCCGGGUGCGAUAGAACGCACCGUAUAAAAACCGUCUCACGUAGAGUUAGGUACCUCGCACUCGCUCGAGUUUGCUAUUCUUUAGACCACACGUUCGCGUAGUUUCUCGACACGUGAACGAGAGUAGAGUAAUCAUCGUCAUUGUUUCUUCAGGUGCAUUCAAGAGACUGAGCCAUGUACCCUUCGCUCACGUUAAAAUCGAAACUAUCCGAACUCUCCUCGAAGAUACUCGACAGUGUUUUCCAAAUACGAACUUCCUUCUAACUUCCUACGAAUCGGUAUCAAAUCUUACAUAUAUAUAAAACAUUUCUGACUUCGUUUUUCGAUAACAACACCUUUCGAUAAAUAAAUAAAAUACAAAUCUUUUCUCGUGUUUUGCGAUCAAACAGUGUACGAUGGAUCUUCAAAUAGGACGGAUAGUUUCUCUAAAAUCAUAUUAGUUCCUUUUUUCCUCUCGUUGUGUGGAUGAUGACAAGUGGAACGCCGGAAGUUGUCGAAGUUUCGAAGAACUUUUCUUUUUUUUUGAACAAUGGAGAAAUGGGAGACGAUACCUCGCCAACAUUCGCGUCCACGUAGCGUGCGUGUCGUGCAUGCGUGCACAUAUCGGAUAAUUGCGUGUCAAUGCGAGCGUGUGAACGGCACAGUGUAAUUAGCGAGCAUUAACGAGCAUUAACUUCGUUAUAAAUCCCUUGCUGUGUAUAAUCGGUGGCGGACGAACGGUGGCGUAACGAGCCGGCGACAAUUGUAAAAUUUCCAUUCUGUCCAAUAAUGUAAUCGGGAGCAAAGCAAGAGAACGAACUAGGCCGCCGUGUUGUUCCGCGUUAUUAUAUCUGGAUCGAUUCGAACGUUCAAAGAUCAAUUGCAUAGAUCAAUUCUCGGCCAAUCGGCCAACUUGCUCGCCGCCGAUCGAAUGCUCCGUUACGCUGUUGCCUUUCGGCUGUUUGCCUGCCCCAUCUUGCAUCUCCUCCUCGUGUAGAUAACAUUUCUCCCGUUCAUUCGUUACGUUAAAAAUGUAAUUUUAUCGUUAAGUUAAGCACGGUAGCUACGUGUAUAAGUUAUUAUUCGUGUCCGUCGCGCAAGAACCGAUUCGAAAGAAAAAAAAAAAAUAUACGCGAACAAUUAUUAUGAAAAAUCGUAAGCCACGAUCGUAAGACGGAUUUCGAUGUACAUUAAUUCAACAUUCAACGUAUGAUAUAUUCGAUGAUAGUUCGUUACGUAGUUAACAUAAUAUACGAGAUAAGAGGAACAACGUAGCCUUAAAAAUUAAUUUAUUCGGAGUAGUCAUUGUUGGCGUAUGAACAAUAAGAGGAACGUAUAAUAUAUAUAUAUAGUAUACACGUAUACAUAAGUACACGUAAAAACGUAUAUAUAUGUAUAUAUAUACGGUAUACGGUAGCUUGCCAGUAUAGAGAGAAGUAGAAUUAAGAAGAGAAUACGUGAAUCACGACGAGGGCACGAAAUGGAGAACGUCGAAAAGAGAUAACGAGCGUGGCGAUCGUUACGGGAGAAAAUCCUCACGAUCAAGUGGAGAGACGCUUAUUGAGGACCGCGUGCCUUCGCGUAAUUUACGUGCGCGCAUUCGCAGCGCGGAAAAUCCAAUGUUGAAUUUAACAUCGAGGACGUUCCAAGUCGCGGUGAAACGCAUUCGGUAUGCGCGAUCGUGACCGGUUGAAUAUAUUGGAAAGUCUUUGAAAUUUUUUUUUUUUUUAUCGAAAAGAAAGAUGUUGGAAUUGAAGAAAAGAAAACGCGUCGUUGAUUAUAUAUAAAUAUAUAUAUAUAUAUAUAUAUAUAUAUAUAUAUAUCUCCUUGAUUCGAUAUACUCGACUCGAUAUUGGAUUCUUGGCGAGGCGAAUGAAAUUUCGUAAAUUUGGCCAAAAUAGUUCGUCACUUUUUGUAUAUUUUUUACCGCGUAUGUAGAGGGAGGCAGCGAAAAGAAUCGUUUUUAUCGUGGAAACUGUUACAUCGGGUGGAAAAGGAUUGAUUCUUCGGAGGCUAUAUUAUUGAGAGAGACAAUAGUAUUAACUCGUCGAGAGUGUUAGAGGCGAGUUUGUGGCGAGCUCGUCUCUUGGCUCGAUUAGAGAACCGUGUGAGAGAGAACAGCCGGAUUACCAUGGUAGAGAAAUUUAUGAUUACAACGACCCUGUACUACGGCCAAUCGUACACCAUUCCUGUACAAUGUAUCGUAACAGUAUUUACUAUCGCACUAAUGGUAAUAAAUGAUAACUGUUAGUACA
Apis mellifera (honey bee) is the source of this 7619-nucleotide messenger RNA. RefSeq names its product probable G-protein coupled receptor Mth-like 1 (gene mthl1). Gene Ontology annotation, biological process: cell surface receptor signaling pathway; G protein-coupled receptor signaling pathway. Gene Ontology annotation, molecular function: G protein-coupled receptor activity. Gene Ontology annotation, cellular component: membrane. The record is from RefSeq and is a predicted model, not a curated record. NCBI's taxonomy places the organism in Eukaryota, Metazoa, Arthropoda, Insecta, Hymenoptera, Apidae. The transcript has 7 exons. The coding region runs from base 573 to 2336 and encodes 587 amino acids.